AUGUCCAAAGCUAAACUAGAUAUUUGUACAAAAUCGAAUAUAAACCAAGCUCGUCAUGACAAACCAUCAUCACAGAAGAGAUAUAAAAAAUAUUUUCCUACAAAUCAGAGUAUGUCAUUAUUAACAAAUGUAUUUCCAAUGAAAAACCAAUUGAAAAAUAAGAAAAAAUUAAUGAGAAAUAAUUUAUCAUUACGUUCAAAACAACAACGGUCAGUAUCGUUUAGUAUAAAAAAAUUUCGUACAACUCGUGCUACAAUUCAAUCUCGUCUUCAACGUAAAAUACGAAAAAAUAAAACAAUAAAUAGAAAAUAUUCAUUACAAUCAGCAAUAACACAUAAUCGAAAUGCAUCACAUGUAAAAAGAAAUUCAAUAUUAGGUACAACGACCCGAUUGUCCAUUAAAAAAACACGAACAAAAGGUAUCAGUAAUAAUACAUCUCUUGCUCAAAUAAAUAGUAAUACAGCGUUUCAUUAUAAACAACAACAAUCAACAUGUGAAAAUCUAACACCACUUAUUUAUAUUCAAAAACAGCAAAAUGUCACAAAUAUCACAAAUCGAGCUUUAUUGCAAGAUUUAAAUCGAUUAGACAGAUAUUGGGAUGAAAAUUCAGAUCAGAUAGUAAAGGUUAUAGAUCGAGUAGAACAAAAGAGUAAGAACGAAGAGUUUAGUCUAUUUCAUGAAAGUUUUUUUUUCAGCCAGAUUUCAGUUUCACAACCAGCCAUUGAAGCCGAUUGA
Messenger RNA from Didymodactylos carnosus, 735 nucleotides. The record is from the annotation of a GenBank genome assembly. NCBI's taxonomy places the organism in Eukaryota, Metazoa, Rotifera, Eurotatoria, Philodinida, Philodinidae.